Molecule: messenger RNA, 2098 nt
Organism: Perca fluviatilis (European perch)
Lineage: Eukaryota; Metazoa; Chordata; Actinopteri; Perciformes; Percidae
Exons: 9
Coding region: 189-905 (238 amino acids)
Cellular component (GO): membrane
Source: RefSeq, a predicted model, not a curated record
GCGAGGUCAAAGUGGCGGCCACGUGACGCACAUUGUGGCUGUUAAAAGAGCACGCAGCAAACGUGUACCUGUAGAUGUUUUUCUUCCCACUAGGAGCUUGAGGAGAGAGAGAGAGACCGCGAAAACCUUCAACAAAUCCAGACCUCCCCAAGUAACGUUACACGCAGCAAAACAUCCCAGUUUUCAUCAUGGCGCUGGAUGGAUGUGGCCUCUUCUGCAAGUAUACCCUCUUCAUUUUCAACGCUAUCUUUGCGUUGGUGGGCUUUGCCUUUUUGGGUCUCGGCUUGUGGCUGAGGCUCAGCGACAGCACCAGAGGCAUCUUUCAAAUCGAGGACUUCAACUCAAGUGCAUUUGUUAUCGCUGUGACUGUACUGAUUGCUCUGGGCUCAGUGAUGCUGAUUGUGGUGGUGUUUGGAGACUACGGUGCCUGCAAUGAGAAAAGAUGUGCUCUGCAAGUGUUCUCCGCCCUUCUGACCAUUCUGGCAAUGGCUGAAAUUGCUAUUGGAGUGGUUGCUUAUUCCAGUAAGGAACGGGUUGGACUGCACAUUGUGGAGUUCUACGGUAGCCUGUAUGCUCUGUAUUUGAGUAGCGGAGACCCAGUCAUUGGUGCCACUCUCACAUUCAUCCACAAAAUGCUUCAUUGCUGUGGAGUGACCGGCGUCGUGGUGAUAGAGUUGGCCAAAAACACCUGUCCCAAAGCAGAUGGGUUUUGGGAGCAGAUCAAGCAGCCUAAUUGUCCUCUGAUCAUCGCAGAUGUCUUUAACAGUAAAGCAGCACUGGUGAUGGGCAUCUUUGUCGGAACGGGAGUUCUUUUGAUCACAGCCCUGGUCUGCACCACUAUCCUCCUGAAACAGACCAAGAGAAGCCAGCAGGAGGUCACUGCGUACUACACCACGGUGUACUAACAAGACGAUUGGGUUUUCAACCCUUACCCUCCUCUGCCUCAACGAGGACCAUCGCUGGAAUUCAGGCUUAACCAGCAAACAAAUGUUUACCGAUUUGUUUUUUUAACCACUGAACUAGAAUAGUGUUUAAGUGACUGUUUUUAUCCUAAAACAUCACACUGCUAAUAAUUUCACCCAUUGUGAGCAGGGCUGUUGACAACCAAUGUUUUAUUGUGCUUUUGCUUUAAUAACCAUGCAGUAACUCUUGGUGAAACGGAUGUUGUUUAUAAUUGGCUAUUCAUCUGCUGUCACAGCUAGACAGCCACUGUGGUUUCGCUGACAGGCCUCUACAUCAUUGUGGGCAUGCGAUAAGUAAUCUGGGGAUGAGAGCGACACGUCUGUUUAGUAACAAACUGUUAAAGGGACCUUUUGCUUAAAAUGGAACUUCCACGUCUGUUACAUUUUAGCAGUUUUGUACUGUAAUGACACCGCUGCAGAAGUUUGGGUUUUUGUCUUCAUGUGAAAGAGUUAAAACCUCACUGAGCCACUGGUAGAUAUAUCAAUGUUUGAACUAAUAUUCUAUGUAGAAAUGAAAAAGGGAUAAUUUUCUAGUCUUCAUUUAAGCUCGUCCCAUGUUUAAGGUGUGGCCCUGAAUCAUCACAGCAGCCUUAAGCAUGUUGGGGAGAAAUGACUCAACAGUUACCUCUUACUUCACUUUGUUGAUGCCAAUUUAUUUUAUGCUAUAGGAGAAGUAAUGGUACAUUGGUAAAUGAGUAAUUUAUCCUUUGCUGUAGCUUUGUAUAAGUUGCAUUCCAGUUAAUUCCUUCUUUUUUAUGAUUGUCCAGAAGACCACAGAACUGGUCAGAAAACAAAGUCAAAGGCCUUCUUUAGUGUGACAAAUAUGCUGCAGGCUUUCCUCUGUCACUGUUGGGGUGGUUAAACUGACUUUUGCUGAGCUGUGAAGCCUUCCUGUUAACUGUUUGAUGCAGAGGAAACACCGUGCCGGUAACAGACAGUUAACAGUUUUUCCAUUCCCUUGUGUUCCUGCCAAAAUCUCGUGUGACACUUAGUGAAGUACACUUAGUGGCCUGUUUUUGUAUUGCUUGUUUUCAUUCUCUGCACUCUGUAGCAGUAACUAUUGCACUAUGUUGUCUUUAAGUUCAUAUGUUUUUAAAUAAAUAUUUCAUAGGGAUUUCCCCCUCUUUUUCCACAAA